Messenger RNA from Striga asiatica, 1581 nucleotides. Lineage: Eukaryota; Viridiplantae; Streptophyta; Magnoliopsida; Lamiales; Orobanchaceae. The record is from the annotation of a GenBank genome assembly.
CUCACAUUUUGCCUCAACCGCAACAAAUUACCUACCCAUAAGGCCAAUAUAAAAAUAUCAAACCUGUAAAGGAUCAUCACCACAAGCAUUUCCUUAGGAUACCUAACAUCCCAACCGCCAAUCGCCAAAGCCCUAGAUACAUUCCCUGAUGUUCGUUUUCAUUGACCCAUCCUCGUUAUCAUCGGACCUGUGAGAGAGUUUUCAUACGAAUUCUCUGCGACGAUAUGGCUAAACGAGUCCUCUGCAAAUUCUUUCCGCACGGUGCUUGCCUAAAAGGGGAACACUGCGAGUACUCUCAUGACUGGAAGCCCCCACCGAACAACAUUUGCACGUAUUACCAAAAAGGAAUCUGUGCUUACGGAAGCCGAUGCAAGUACAACCACAUCAAAUCGCCACUAUCUUCCUACGGAGACCUUUCAUCCACCGAAGAGCCUCUUUCCAGCACCACCACAGAACAGUCACAUCUAAACGGACCAUUUUACCCUCCACCAGUCCACAACGACCGGUGCCCGGUUUGCAGGAGAUGGUGCCUCCACUCGGAUAGGCCAUGGGAGAGGGACGAGCACGUGAGGGCUUGCGAGGGAAAACGGAGACGGGCAGAAGCAAUGAGAAGGAGCCGAGAGGUGGAGUGCAAUGUGUGCAUGGAGUUUGUGCUUUCAAAGCCGGUGGCAGCUGAACGGAGGUUCGGGAUACUUUUGGAGUGCGAUCACUCGUUCUGCAUCACGUGCAUACGUAGCUGGAGGAGCAGCACUCCCGUGCCGGGGAUAGAUGCCAGCUCAGCAUCGAGGUCGUGCCCGGUUUGUCGAAGGCUGUCAUAUUUUGUGGUCCCGAGUUUUGUAUGGUAUUCGUCGAUGGAGGAGAAGAAAGAAAUUGUCGACAGCUACAAGGCCAGGCUGAGGUGUAUUGAUUGCAAGCACUUUGACUUUGGAGACGGGUGUUGCCCUUUCGGUGCAAGUUGUUUUUAUAAGCAUGCAUAUCGGGAUGGCAGUCUUGAGGAAGUGGUUCUUGCACACCUUGGAUAUGAUGAAGAAGAUACAGUCAUUGCCAAAGAGCUUAGACUCACAGAAUUUCUCAACGAGUUGAGGCUCUGAUGAUAUGAUACCUCUUUAGUGACAUUAUCGAGUGCUCAGGCUUUUCUGCUAGCAGACUGUAUAUCCAGCUAAAAUAUCAAAAGAAUGUCAAGAGUGCUUCUACUUAAGGUGCAAUAGUGUUAUUCCCUUUAGUGCCCAACAUUGAACUCCAGUACUCAAAAAGUUGAGGCAACUCAUCCCCAUCUUGUGAAAAAAUAAAAUGUAACUUUUGCCCAAAUAUGAAAAGAGUGGAACAGCAAUUACGCACGCAUUAUGGCCAAUCUAUGGACCUGGGUGAACAUAGGAUUUCCUUAGUCUGCAAUUUAUAUUGGCUUGUGCUAUGUUUAACGCUGUUUUGAAACUGCUUUCGCUAAUGUUACGGUAUGAUGUAUGUACUAUGGUGAUUGUAAAAGGGGCUAUGAUCAAUUUUUCCCGUUAAACAUAGAACCCCAUUAUUUUGGAAGUUAUAUGGAAUGAUUUUUUCAUAGAAUUGAACUUGAGACUUGUUUAA